Molecule: messenger RNA, 1146 nt
Organism: Endocarpon pusillum Z07020
Lineage: Eukaryota; Fungi; Ascomycota; Eurotiomycetes; Verrucariales; Verrucariaceae
Exons: 6
Coding region: 1-1146 (381 amino acids)
Source: RefSeq, a predicted model, not a curated record
AUGGCGAAUAAAUCUUGCAGCAAGACCAGUGUGAUCGACUCUAUGAGAGGGCAAACUGUUAGAAUACCAAAUCUGAAAAGGGUGUUUGACGGUUUCCCAGCUGGGGUCAACCCGCACUAUAAAAGGAUGAUUCCAAUGGUUAAUCGAAAGCUGGAAAGUUGCGUAUCCGAUGAAAGGGUAAUUACCGAAAUGAAAAAGGCAGACUUUGCUCUCGGUGCUGCAUCGAUCUGGCCACGAGCAGCGUGGGACGAGUAUCUUGUCCUGACGUAUCUAUGUCUGUUGGUGUUUGUAUGGGAUGAUGAGAUCGAUAUGCCAGCCGCACCCCUGGCUUCCGAUUUCCAAGCUGCCCAGUCGUUCAGGCGCGAGACGGUGAACUUUGUUAAAAGCUCUCUUGGGUUUGGGGAGAAAGGGGUGGUGUCACGGUCACGGAGCGCCACAAUCAGCAGCUUUGAGCUCAUUUCAGGCCCGCUUCGCAAAGUUUAUACUAGAGACCAGCUUGCGUCAUUCCUGCAUGAACUUACUUUCUCACUUGAGAUGUCCCAGGUUGAGCAGGAGUAUUCUCUCAGCGAUAGGAUCCCAACUAUUAGCGAGUAUUGGGCUUUCCGUAUGGGUACGAGUGGGGUUGGGCCGUUCCUGGCAAUGGCUGAAUAUUCAAUCAGAAGCCGCUUACCACGACCGAUCAUUAAUAGCCCUGAAAUGAAGGUUAUCUGGGAUGAGACGAAUCUGAUGAUGUCCCUUAUCAAUGACAUACUAUCGGUGAAAAAAGAAGUGGUCAGUCCCGCGCGACCUUGUCCAAGUUCCACCAAUUUUGUCCUUCUAGAGACUGAUCUUCCUCUCUUGCAACGGCAGGUCGCAGGAAGUAUCUUGGGACUCGUCCCCCUCUUAUGUAUGCAGAAUCCCGAUGCUCAAGCCGCCGUCGAUUCCGCCGUGAAAGCUUUACAUGACUCGGUCAAGCGGUUCCGGAACGCCGAAGGCCAACUGCUCCGUCGCACAGCACGAGAUGCGAAAACGCAAGAGACUCUUCGCAACUAUAUCAAUGUCUGCAAGGAAAACGUGACUGGUUUUCUCAAUUGGUGUUCGCGCACACCAAGAUAUGGCAUGGCUGGCAAUGUCGAAAAAGAUGGUAGCAUGUUAAUCACCCUCUAG